AGCGGCUAUAAAACACCAGCUGGCCCCGUGGCACAGCCACAAACAAGCCCACCAUGGCCAAAGUGCUGCCUGCCUGCCUUCUGCUGGCCCUGCUGCUGCUGGCCCCAGCCCUGUCGGUGCAGCACGAGCGAGGGCUCGUCGUCAACUUGGAAAUCGGGGAGCUGUGCCUGCAGAGCGUCCAGUGCAAGAGCGGCUGCUGCCACCGGGUCAACGGCCUCAGCCUGGCCCGAUGUGCUCCGAAGGCAGCUGAGUUCCAGGAGUGCUCCCCAAAGAGCAUCUAUGGGGUCUACUACAAAUGUCCCUGCGAGAGAGGCCUGACCUGCGACGCCGAUAAAACCAUCGUGGGCUCCAUCACCAACAGCGACUUCGGCCUCUGCAAGGACCCCCAGGACUCCUACAGGAGGCGGUGAAGGAGGAGCCCCCCUGUGCCCCUCCAUGCUGCCCCUGCCAUCCAUCCUUUCCUCCUCUCCAGGGAUUCCUGGGUCUGGCUGUGGGAGAAUUUGAGUAAAGAGCAGCUUCUGCCAA
Molecule: messenger RNA, 525 nt
Organism: Prinia subflava (tawny-flanked prinia)
Lineage: Eukaryota; Metazoa; Chordata; Aves; Passeriformes; Cisticolidae
Gene: CLPS
Product: colipase
Exons: 3
Coding region: 54-410 (118 amino acids)
Biological process (GO): positive regulation of catalytic activity; lipid catabolic process; digestion
Cellular component (GO): extracellular region
Molecular function (GO): lipase binding; enzyme activator activity
Source: RefSeq, a predicted model, not a curated record